GUGCUUGCCUGGAAGUGUCUGUCGCAAUCGCAGCACGUUUGACAGUAGCAAAGUUGCCGUGGUCCCUGGUGCCUUAAUUGUUAAGCCUGCGUUGGGUGUUUGGGUGACUGAGUUUAUCCUGGGGUUUAAUUUUUUGCGAGACACGAUACAGAAAUAAUUUACAAGCGUAGGGGGCCUAAGUAGACAUGAAACCCAACGGACUGGAUCCAACCGUCUCGUCUGAGAACCAUUCUGUGAAGGGCAGCGACAAGAUGUCCUUACACAGCGACUCGGGCAGUUCGUCAGUAGAGAGCGACGUGAAACUGCUCCGGAAGGUUACCCUCCUCAAUGCCGUGACGGUGAUCGUGGGCUCCAUCGUCGGCUCCGGUAUCUUCAUCUCCCCUGUGGGCGUGUUAGUCAACAGCGGCUCGGCGGGCUCGUCGGUCUUGAUCUGGGCGGCUUGUGGAGCCAUGUCCUUGGUGGGUGCGCUGUGCUACGCCGAGCUGGGUACCACGCUGUCAGCAUCCGGUGGGGACUUCACCUACAUCCGGACUGCUUUCGGCUCCCUACCCGGCUUUUUGUAUCUCUGGGUGACCAUGAUGGUGGCUUUUCCUAGUCAGCAGGCAAUUAUCGCCUUGACUUUUGCCAACUACGUGUCUCUGCCUUUCUACCUGGAACCAGAAUGUCCCCCGUCGAUCGAGUUGCGGAGCCUCCUAGCUGCUGUAUGCCUAGUUACGCUGACAAUAAUAAAUGGCUUUAGUGUGCGCAUGGCCACUCGGGUCCAGGAUGUCUUUACGCUGGGGAAGAUGUUGGCUCUGAUUCUCAUCAUCGUCAUGGGCAUCAUCGAACUCACCAAAGGCACCACGACCAGUUUUCAGAACAGCUUCGACACCGUACCCGGACUGGAAGUAUCGGCGUCAGGGAUCGCUCAGGCCAUCUACGCGGGACUCUUUGCCUACGGUGGCUGGAGCAACCUGAACUUCUUGACCGAGGAACUGCAAAAUCCAAACAGGAAUAUGCCCCUGGCGAUUAUCAUAGCUGUGCCCGUGGUUACCACCGUCUACGUCCUAGCCAACAUCAGCUAUUUGGCCGCCAUGAGCCCUCAGGAGUUGUUAAUUUCGCCUGCAGUAGCGCUGACGUUUGGGGAGAAGGUUUUGGGAGCAGCAGCUGUUAUCAUGCCCGUAUCGGUCGCCCUGUCCACGUUCGGCGCAGUCAACGGAAUGCUUAUGGCAAGCUCACGGCUUAGCUUUGUUGGUGCUCGUAGCGAGUCGCUCCCUCAGGUACUUGGAAUGAUUCAUGUGGGACAAGAAACGCCCCUGGCAGCCCUCGCGUUUAUGUGUUUCAUGUCACUUAUGUACCUCUUUGCGGCCGACAUUGGACAGCUGCUAAACUACUUUAACUUCGUGUUCUGGACAGGCGUCGGUGUUUCCAUCACUGGCAUGUUAUUCCUGCGUUGGAGAAGGCCUGAUUUGGAGCGACCGUUGAAGGUCCCUUGGAUCUUACCAGUCAUAUUCGUUCUAGUGUGCAUCUUUCUAGUUGUGUUUGGCACCAUCGGGCAACCCAUGGACACGCUGAUUGGCCUGUGCAUCUCACUCACUGGGGUACCUGUCUACUUCUUUGGAGUCUACUGGACCAGCAAGCCCAAAUGGCUUCUGGGGUUAAUAGACGCAGCCACCGUGGCGAUCCAGAGGACGCUCCUCCUUGCACCUGAGCACACCUCAAAAAGCGACUGAAAAUUUACUCACGGAGUUGGCUCGACCUUGCCAUUAAGGUUCCGGCACCAUCUUUGGAGAGCUCAGUUUGGCAUGCCGGACUUUGAUCCCGAGUCUUGCUUUCUGUUGGCCUACCUCCUCCCAACCAGAUAUCCCCGAGAAAUAAACACGCCAUCAUUGAUUAUGCCCAAUGUAGGUUUAGAUGUACAUGUACGCCUACACCAUAGCCUUCCCUUUAACUCCAUAGAAGCCUGUAUAUCAUGAACACCAUUAUGUAUAUAAUGGCUUUUUAUGAGACAUAUUCAUUUACUAAGCCAUUUGCGAGUUACAUUUAAAUAAAAUCUGGUACACUGAGUCAUGUGAUUGCACAUGAAUUCUCAGACUAAUGACACUGCUGCUAUACCUCGUGAUUUGGGGCAAACUUUUGCAUAGCGACCAUCAUCUCUGGAAUGGACUGGUUCCUUUUUCCCUUCUAAUUCAUUGAGAACAGGGUAGGCGGCGUCUCGUAUGUAACUAAGUCAAAGCUUGCCCCGAAUCACGAGGUAUAUAUAGCAAGGGUAUUUUUAGUAUGGAGAAUUCAAAUUGUUAUGUUCACAUGAAUUUAAAGAAGUCAGUGUACCAGAUUCUGUUCUAAUUUAGCGCGUGAAAGGCAUGGGCCGUUUUCCAAUACUCAACUUCGUCUCCGUCUCAGGCUUAGUUCCCAAAACCUAUCCCCAGUUGCGCGCCUGAAGCGUUUAGAUUACAUUGGAUUACUGUAAUUUUUGGCUUUCUUGCAUCUUAUUUGAUCUUCUGUGGCACUAUUAGACUGAUUCCUGC
Messenger RNA from Acanthaster planci (crown-of-thorns starfish), 2507 nucleotides. RefSeq names its product large neutral amino acids transporter small subunit 1-like. The record is from RefSeq and is a predicted model, not a curated record. Gene Ontology annotation, cellular component: membrane. Gene Ontology annotation, biological process: amino acid transmembrane transport. NCBI's taxonomy places the organism in Eukaryota, Metazoa, Echinodermata, Asteroidea, Valvatida, Acanthasteridae. Gene Ontology annotation, molecular function: L-amino acid transmembrane transporter activity.